GUCAUGUCAAACAACAAUGCAAGCAGCAACCUGGUCAUCGCACAAAGAGCCGUAAAACAACUUCGAUUAGAGGCCAAUGUCCGGAGAAUCAAGGUGUCUCAAGCUGCUGCCGAGUUAAGAAACUUCUGUCUGCAGAAUGCUGCCAAGGAUCCUCUUCUGGUUGGGGUACCGUCCAGUGAUAAUCCUUUUAGGCCACCCAAGUCCUGCUCACUUUUCUGAGAGCUGAAAGCAGCAUGAAGGCACUCUGCAGUUUAUCGCUCAAAGGCUUUCUUUUUCACUUCUACUGGAAAACCCUGUAGCUACCAUCUUCUCAAAAUGGCGGGACAUGGGGCUGAUGGGAUAUGGUGGAUUGGUUCUCUUAUAUGCCAACACUAAUGGUAUCACCAGUUCCAUUUUGUUACAUUCUGAGCAGUGCCAAACUGUAUAUUUUCCAAUACCGGGAAGAUAUUGUUAUUGACACUUGACUAAUGAUAAGAUCUUACUUGGUUUACCCAGAAUUAAACGUAUCUAUUCUCCAUUAACUGCAAUGACACUCAGUAUUUAGUCUGGGAAAUUGAGCCCAUGAUAUGGAGUUUAGCAAGUAAAUAUUUGCCAUGCCUUUUUUUUAAAGCAUAUAGGAAAAGAAUCAAACAUUGAACCAAGUGUCACUUGGGAUUGGGAAACUUUACUGUGUAGUACAGUACAGGUAUUUCUUAGGUAGAUGAUUCACCUUUGUGAAUGAGGCAAACUAGAAAUUCUGAACAAAAAUGUCACUCGUGGAAUUCAUUUUGCAUGGACUAAGGUACCAAUAGAUUUCUGAAUGCAUGAUACAUUCAUGUAUAAAGCUGUCUAUGAUCUGUGUGGCAACAGUGAAUGCAUAUACAUGCUGGCAUCAGGAUAUAAAUGGUACAGGGACAUUAAUACCAACGUAGUGCAGGACACUAUUCUGCUAUCCCAUGUUGCAACUGUAUGGUGAUACAAUCAUCAAUUUGAUUGCCUUUUUCCCCCGUCCAUUUUUAUAUUUAUUUGCUUGCUUAUACAUUCCAGUGGUGAGCCUGUAUUAAUUUGUCUGUUUAUUCUGUUAUCAUGUGGAAAGAAUACUCAAAUGUCAAAUUGAACACAAAAUAUCUGAUACAUUGUAUAGAGGGCAAUGUAAUUUAACUGAUACAAAGAUGAAUAUGAUAAAUAUGGGCAUAUUGCAAAAGUUCACUUCUUUAUAAAAUUGUAUACAUCUAAAUAUUCAUUGGACCUCAUGCAGGAAUAUUCUUUUACCUUUCCCUUAUAUUUGUUUAAUUUUAUUAAAGUGGCAGUAGACAACCUUUUUGUUUGAACUUAUUAUGAAGUAAAUGUUGAUUGCACAGUGUAAUGGCUAUAGAAUAAUGACACCACCAGCAUUUAGAUUGGUUCCCUAUAACCCUUGCUUUCACUUGCUUUUACUCUGCAAUUCUGUCUGCCACCGGGCAUGAUCUUGCAGUAAAGUGAAGGCUCAAUUUAUGGCACAAAGGAAGCGCAACAGCCAUUGCGCAACCAAACUAGAAAGAGGAUGGUGCUUUUGUUUUCCCUGGUAGCCAUCCCCUGUAGUGGAAAUUGCAGAUGGUGGAACAACUGAAGUGACAGUGGAAACUCUGCCUGGCUAGAGAAAAAGAAUCCCGUGGAUGAAACGGGCAAAGGACACGAGGAGGGAGAGAGAUAGAAACAGGUAAAACAAGAGUGAACCUCAGACGGACAUUCACUUGAUGGAGCGAGCUCCAGUUUUGUAUCAAGCUCUGUUUCCCUGUUGAGAUCUGUUUCCCCCAAGCCAGACGAAAGCGUUCCCAUGAAAACAGGUUAGCUAUCGGUUACAAUUCGGUUAAGGUAAGCAUUAGGUUAAGCUUAGGGUUAGGUUGAGGUUAGGUUAAGUUUAGGGUUAGGCUGAGGUUAGGUUAAGUUUAGGGUUAGGCUGAGGUUAGGUUAAGGUUAAUUAAGUGUCCUGGUUUUGUAUUGAACUUUGGCUAGGGGGGAAUAUCUUGACGGGGAAACAGAGAUCGAGAGGGUUCCAAACCGAUAUUCAGUUGGCACUCUUUCUACUGGAUCAGUAAGUAACACAACCUGCCUAUUUAUUAAUACUACCAGAUGUUUUACUCUGCCUUUAUCAUAACACUGAAUUUGAGGUUUCUAGUUUAAAUUGGGAUUGUUACAGUUGUUUCUUGCUUUGGACAGUGGCCAGGCUCGGGGGGGCUGAAACAUUGUCUACUGCCACUUUAAAUUUGUUGUUAAAUUUGCAAAGUGUAUAAGAAAAAUCUAAUCGGAUUCAUGAAUCAUUCUUAGCUACCCAUAUUGGCCCUUAUACAAGUUUCUUGGUUGUUGAAAGCCACUUGUUCAUAAAUUGAAUGUGCUAACUAGUGAACCUUCAACUAGCACAUUUGGCACCUCAAAAAGUCAAUGUAAGGACAGUUUAUUUUUAGUGUUGUGUAAAACAGAAAAACGAUUUGGAGGAAUCUGGACAGAUGCUCAGGUGCUGCCUUUACCGCCAGACAUGUUGCUGUAAAAAUGGAUCUAAAGUGUCGCUAGCUGUAGUUAUGCAUGCUGGUUAUGAGCAGUGUGCGGGAGUUUAAUUAGUGUUACGUGUGCUUUAGCUUUACACCUUCUGUUUGCAUCAGCGUUAAUAAUUGGUAGGUAUACAAAGGAUUUUCUAAGAACUGACAAGGAAUUAUUCAAAGCAGGGCCCUACUGGUCUCAAUCCAUAUGAGCUGGCAGUAGCAUUUCUGCCUCCAUUUAAAUAUAUUUUCCGUAUCAGAACAGAAGGUAUCUGGAAAUGAUAACAGCAUUUUUUAAAUUUCCUCCAAUAUUGAAACUAUUCUUUCCAUGAGGUAUACAAACAAUUUGUGGACUUUUCCCUCUUGAAAAUACAUGGUUGACUGAGACUUGUGCAUAUUUAUUUGCAGCAUGUCUGUAUCGCUCUCUCAUUCAGGUCAUACCAACGAACAAAUACAAAAUAAAAGGACUGGUAAAUGCCUCAAGAGUUCUUAAAUAGUUUGCAGCACAAUUUAUGAACAGAUCUGUGUGUAUCAACAGUUUUUUACAUGAGGCCCACUGCAUUAUAUUUGAAAGAUUUUGUUUAGCUAUUGUCUGGAAUGAAAUUAUGAGUUGAUUAAAAGCGCCAUGUACUAAAAUUUUUAACAUUGUUAAUCUGUCUUAAAUUUGCUACUGUGCCCAACUUUAAAAUUUCAUUAAAUUGCUUUGUUGAACACUGAAUAUUGUAUGGUGAUUAAAUCUUUAUCAAGUGUGUCUAAUGUCUGCAAGAAAAGAGUACUUGCACGUUGUGAGGGUUUUUUUUCUUUCUUUCUGAUUAAACCGGGGAACAUGCAAACUCCACACAGAGGACGACCUAGGAUGACCCCCAAGGUUGGACAACUCCGGGGUUCGAACCCAGGACCUUCUUGCUGUGAGGCCACAGCGCUAACCACCGGGCCACCGUGCUGCCCAAAAUUUGCAAGACAUCAUCCUCCUAGAGAAAGGCUUGUACUAUACACUUUUUUGAAUAUUGAAUUUGUACUAUGUAAAUUUGCCAGUAUACAUUCAUCACACAUUAAAGGUCACAAUGGGAGAGCCGAGGCAUGCUGUUG
Lampris incognitus (smalleye Pacific opah) is the source of this 3584-nucleotide messenger RNA. RefSeq lists its product as uncharacterized. The coding region runs from base 4 to 219 and encodes 71 amino acids. Gene Ontology annotation, biological process: G protein-coupled receptor signaling pathway. NCBI's taxonomy places the organism in Eukaryota, Metazoa, Chordata, Actinopteri, Lampriformes, Lampridae. The transcript is spliced from 3 exons. Gene Ontology annotation, cellular component: heterotrimeric G-protein complex. Gene Ontology annotation, molecular function: G-protein beta-subunit binding. The record is from RefSeq and is a predicted model, not a curated record.